This is a messenger RNA of Neoarius graeffei (lesser salmon catfish), 594 nucleotides long. It is a transcript of the gene dynll1, whose product is annotated as dynein, light chain, LC8-type 1. Gene Ontology annotation, cellular component: cytoplasmic dynein complex. NCBI's taxonomy places the organism in Eukaryota, Metazoa, Chordata, Actinopteri, Siluriformes, Ariidae. The record is from RefSeq and is a predicted model, not a curated record. Gene Ontology annotation, molecular function: dynein light intermediate chain binding; dynein intermediate chain binding. The coding region runs from base 118 to 387 and encodes 89 amino acids. The transcript is spliced from 3 exons. Gene Ontology annotation, biological process: microtubule-based process; cilium assembly.
AAGAAGUGUACAAAGAGUCAGAAACACACCCACCUCACUUUCAGUGGAAUCCAGAAUAGCGGGAGUUCAUCAUAAACUGUUUUCUCAUUGAGCAGAUUCAGCAAUAUCAGAACAGUCAUGUCUGACAGGAAGGCAGUAAUAAAAAAUGCAGACAUGCCCGAGGAGAUGCAGCAGGACGCAGUUGAGUGUGCUACACAGGCUCUAGAGAAGUACAACAUUGAGAAGGAUAUUGCUGCCUAUAUUAAAAAGGAGUUUGACAAAAAAUAUAACCCAACUUGGCACUGCAUUGUGGGAAGGAACUUCGGCAGUUACGUGACCCACGAGACCAAGCACUUCAUCUAUUUCUACCUGGGUCAAGUGGCCAUUCUGCUGUUCAAGUCUGGCUGAGACCGAGCUUAGCCUCAUCACAUGACCAUUUAGUUACUGACUGACUACAGAAAGGCUGAGCAUUCCUGUUCUGGGACUUUUUUUUUUUUUUAAAUCAUGUACAAUGGAAAAAGAUGAGUAAGGCACAGGUAUUUAUUUUUUUCUAUACACCGGUUGAACACUUGUCACUUCAAUGUUUUAAUUAAAACGAAAUGGUUUGUCCCACUG